This is a messenger RNA of Hylaeus volcanicus, 3676 nucleotides long. RefSeq lists its product as uncharacterized. NCBI's taxonomy places the organism in Eukaryota, Metazoa, Arthropoda, Insecta, Hymenoptera, Colletidae. The transcript has 16 exons. The record is from RefSeq and is a predicted model, not a curated record. The coding region runs from base 117 to 3566 and encodes 1149 amino acids.
AUCAGUGUCGUUCGAGCAUCGGCCGAGUCAACAGGCCGACGAUAAGAAUCGUGCUCUCCUUGCUCGAAGAGAGAAAGGUUUACGAAAAUAAAAGGCGCGAAAUUGUAGUUGACAAAAUGACGCCACGCUCGGCGAUCUUGUUCUGUAUCGUCUGCAUCUGUAGCGUUCAGAGUGUUCCUUCGCGUCCGGAAGCGAUUGCACCAACAGGAAAAAUCCGUGGUUCUAUUUUGAAUUCAAGGCUCGGACGGAAGAUUUAUUCCUUCCGCGGAGUGAGAUAUGCCGAGCCUCCUACGGGAGACCGUCGUUUUAAGGUUGCGAUCCCAGCCGCUGACAGGAACGAUGUAUUCGACGCGUCCGAAGAAGGUCCUUCGUGCCCGAAUUUAGACGGCGUGUCGUUAAUGUCCGAAGACUGCUUGCGUUUAAACGUGUACACCACCAAAUUGCCCUCGAAAGAUGAGAAUGUGUCCAGGCCAGUUUUGGUAUUUUUCCAUCCCGGUGGUUUUUACAGCUUUUCUGGACAGAGCUUUUACUUCGGUCCUCAGUAUCUGAUGGACAAGAACAUCGUUCUGGUUACUGUUAAUUAUCGUAUCGGAACGUUAGGUUUUAUAAGUACGGGUGAUUCCGCGGCACCAGGAAAUCUGGGACUAAAGGACCAAGUGUUGGCCCUUCGUUGGAUUCGAAGGAACAUUAUCGCCUUUGGCGGAAAUCCCAAUUCUGUGACUAUCAGUGGAUACAGCGUCGGUGGACUCAGUACGAUGUUGCACAUGUUAUCUCCGAUGUCUAAAGACUUAUUCCACAGAGCAAUCGUGAUGAGCGGUUCGCUUUUAACCACGGAACCUUAUCCAACUGAACAAAAACGGCUCGCCAAAAAGCAAGCGGAACUUUUGGACUGUCCCACUAGCGAUAACGAAGCCAUGUUAACUUGCCUGAGGUCGAAGCCUGUCAGCAACUUCACGGACACCAUGUCCGAGUUUUUCGAAUGGCAUGGGGAUCCAAUUUUAAUCUGGGAACCGGUUGUGGAACCGAAAAUCCCAGGUGUGGAACAAUUCUUACCGGCUCAACCCGUCGAUCUGAUCAGGCAAAAGAAGUUUCAUCAGGUUCCAGCUAUAUUCGGAGUGACCAAAGACGAAUUUGGCGGUGUGGUUGCCGUAUUCGAAAACGUAACCAAGAAGGGAGACGACUAUUAUCGCGAUAUGAGCGACAAUUGGGACCGGAUCGCACCGAUUUGUUUCCUGUACGAACGUGGAACGCCACGGUCAAAAUAUAUCAGCGAUCAAUUACGUCAAUUUUAUUUUAACGGUCAGCCACUCGGCCCGGCAAAUAACGAUGGUCUUGCUCACAUCUAUGCAGACAGUGUAAUUAUAUUCCCAAUGUAUCGUACGGCGAAACUGAUUGCUGAGAACUCUGAUAAACCCGUGUAUUUUUACGAAUUUACGUUUCAAGGACGUUACAGCUUUGUCUAUUGGAACGCCACCACGCCAUACGGUGUCGUACAUCACGAUGACCUGCAAUAUCUGUUCUUCAUGAAGGAAUUCUUUCCAUUCCUCGACAGCUCCGCGCCUGAAAUCCCAAUGGUGGAAUUGUACACGUCCAUGUGGACAAACUUCGUCGAAACUGGAGAACCAGUUCCCAAGACUGGCGCUUAUAAGAAUGUAAGAUGGGACAGGUUUGUGUCCAGGCAAGAUAACUACUUGGAGAUCAACCUGAACCCAACCAUGAGAACUGGUCUGUAUUUGAACAGAAUGCAGGAAUGGGAAAAACUCUUUCCUCUGCUCCCUGUGGCACAGGCUAUCGAGCACGUCUCGGGUACUAUAUCACGAUCACGAGAAAGACGUCGCAGAAAAGAGCGAGUUUCCAGCUCUAAAAUGAAGACUACUUUGAUAGUACUUUCCUGUGUCGUCGGCAUUAUCGCCACCAGAAACUCCCCUCGGGAGCAGCCACUCGUGACUGCCCCAACUGGACCGAUACGAGGUUCGAUAUUAACCUCCAGACUCGGCAAGGAUAUUUACUCCUUUCGUGGCGUGAGAUACGCCGAACCUCCUACUGGCCAUCAACGUUUUCAGCCCCCGGUCCCAGCAGCAGACUGGCAGAAUGUUUACGAUGCAACAGAGGAUGGGCCCGCGUGUCCUCAGAACGGCGAAAACUACACGUCCGAAGAUUGUCUACUUUUGAACGUGUAUACCACAAAAUUACCUUGCAAAGAUGAAAAUGUAUCGAGACCGGUGAUGGUGUUUCUUCAUCCGGGCGGCUUUUACGCCUUCUCAGGGCGGAGUACGUUGUUCGGGCCACAGUAUCUCAUGGACCAGGACAUCGUCUUGGUCACAAUCAAUUACCGUCUAGGGGCGUUAGGUUUCUUGAGUAUGGGCGAUAAUUUGGCGCCAGGAAACAUGGGCUUGAAGGACCAGGUGGUGGCUCUUCGUUGGGUUCAAAGAAACAUCGCUGCUUUCGGUGGCAAUCCAAACGCCGUCACUCUCUGCGGUGACAGCGCUGGUAGUUUCAGUAUACUCCUGCACAUGGUGUCGCCGAUGUCCCAGAAUCUAUUCCACAGAGCUAUAUCGAUGAGCGGCUCGCCCCUGCAGGGUGACGUCUACUCAAACAUCGCCAGCAACGGGCAGAAACAGCUCGCUAAGAAACUGGCCGAUCUGCUAAACUGUCCCUCCGACACAACCGGUUCCAUGUUGCUUUGCAUGUACACGAAACCCGUCGAGAACUUCACCGACACCUUGGCUUCGUUAUUCGACUGGUAUCAAACCCCAAUCUUACUUUGGCAACCCACCGUCGAGCCGGAAGUCCGCGGCGUUGAGAGGUUCCUCACUGCUCAGCCGUACGACUUGAUCUCGCAGGGAAAAUUCAAACAGGUCCCUUACAUCCUUGGCGUGACGGAGGAUGAAUUCGGUGGGCUAGCUUCCCUUUAUGAAAAAGAUGCGUUGAACAAUGGUUCGCUGUACCAAGAAAUCAACGACAACUGGAACCGCGUUGCUCCCAUUCUAUUCUAUUACGAACGCGAUACACCACGAUCGAACUAUAUCAGCAGGGAAUUGCGGCGAUUCUAUUUCAACAAUCAACCAAUUGAUAGUAACACCAUGCAAGGACUUUCCGAGGUGUACGCCGAUGGUAUAAUCAUAUUUAGCAUGUACCGAACAGCCAAACUGAUGGCUUCGAAAUCCAAGCAGCCGGUGUACUUUUACAAGUUCACGUACAAGUCGCGUUACAGCUUCCGAAUGUGGAACGACACUACGCCGGCCGCCGUAGACCACCAGGACGAUCUGCAGUACCUGUUCUACAUGAAGCAGCUAUUCCCAUAUUUCGAACCGGACGCGCCUGAAAUCCCGAUGGUGGAAGUUUCGACGUCGAUGUGGGCGAAUUUCGUAGAAACUGGCGAACCAAUUCCUAGGAACAACGACAGGUUCAGGGGCGUAACGUGGACCCCAUUUGUACCAGCGCAAACCAAUUUCCUGGAUAUCAAUCCUCAUCCGACUAUGAAAAAUAGUUUCUUCCCCGAAAGAAUGCAGUUCUGGGAGAGGUUGUUCCCUUUGCCGAAUAAAUCGCGCAACGUGAAACACUGAGCGGUGGAUCUGCUCGAUAGUCGUAAGGAUUCCCGCGGUUCUCGAUUCUUAAUAAUUCGAACUUUCUCGCCAAUGUAUUAAAAGAUAAAUAAAUAUAGCGGACGAACAGA